AAUGUUUUGCCUUGCGAUAUAAUUGGGCACUCUUCCCUGGAUGUUCACACUCUUCCUUUGAAAUCAAAACCAGCGAACCUGUUUCUUCCUCCAUCAUCUACAGCCAUCUCAUCAUUGUUCCAUGGCAGAAAACGCCGAGCUCACUUCAAACCAUGCGCAUCAUCAUCGCCCACCUCACAUUCUCAUCUUCCCAUUCUUGGCUCAAGGCCACAUUAUCCCUCUUGUAGACAUGGCCAUCUUGCUCUCUCAACGCGGUCUCACCGUAACGCUGGUCACCACCCCCCUCAACCUUGCUCGAAUCAGCCCCGCCAUAGAUCUGCAGAAGGCCGCCGGCCGCGACCUCCGAACGGUCGAGCUCCCCUUCCCCUCGGCCCACUAUGGCCUGCCGGAAAACUGUGAGAGUUUGGAAUCAGCCACUAGUGGUGGCAUGGUUUGGAAGUUCUUACUCUCCACCAGGAACCUCAAGGAACCAUUCGAGAAGAUCAUGCAGGAGACGCUUCCUAAUUGUCUCAUAUCUGACUUCCUGCUUACCUGGACCUCAGAGGUAGCCCACAAGUUCAACAUACCGAGGAUUUGUUUCUCCGGCACUUGUAGUUUCUCUUCUGUCUUGAAAUGCAGCGUUCAUGAGCGAAAGCCUCACGAGGGGGUCUCCAGUGAUUAUGAGCCUUUCCUGGUGCCUGGCCUGCCUCAUCAGAUUGAACUAUCCAAAGCCCAGAUGCCGGAAAUUUUAGACAAUUGGUUGUCUGGUGACCAAGGGGAGACCACCAAGGCUUUUUGGGGGAAGGUGGCAAAUGCAGAGAAAGACAGUGACGGCAUAAUAGUAAACGAUUUUUAUGAGCUUGAACCUUCUUAUGUGGAGUGCUACAAGAAAGCCACAGGGAAGCCAGUUUGGACGGUCGGUCCACUUUUCCUUUGUCAUGGAAACAGACAACAGAGAGGCAAGAAGUCUUCUAUUAGUGAAGAAGAGUGCCUGGAGUGGCUAGGCUCAAAGAAAGAGAGGUCUGUUCUUUACAUAUCUUUUGGUAGUAUCAGUUUCAUUUCUCGACUACAAAUGGAGGAGAUGAAGUUGGGCCUUGAGAACUUGGGGUGUUUUUUCAUUUGGGUUGUCAAGGAACUUGAUGAUUUGCAGUUUAUUGAUAGUUUGGAGGAGAAAACCAGGGACAAGGGUCUGAUAAUAAGGGGAUGGGCGCCACAGGCUGUGAUACUCUCACACCCUUCAAUAGGAGCCUUCUUGACUCACUGCGGAUGGAACUCUACCAUUGAGGCCAUUAGUUUUGGGGUGCCCAUGGUCACUUGGCCACUGUUUGCAGAGCAGCACUUGAAUGAGAAGCUGGUGGUGCAGAUCCUGGGCAUUGGAGUGAAGGUUGGCAGUCAUAUGAUCUCGGAGGCUCUUGGGGAGGUGGUGAAGAGUGAGGCGAUAGUGGAGGCGGUGCAGAGAGUUAUGUGGCCUGGAGAGGAGGGAAAAAGGCUGAGAGAGAAGGCUUGGAAAGCAGGAGAUUUGGCAAGGAGGGCAGUGGAAGAUCAGAAUGGUUCCUCUUGUAGGAACGUUGAUGACUUCAUCCAGUUUGUCACGAACAAGAUUGUGGAGUAAUAAUAGGAAAAAUACUAUUGUUAUUACGCAUAUUAAGCUACAACUUAUUACUAUUUCGUAAUUUUGAUAUGAAUGAUUAGGUUAACUGAGAGACUGUGUAGUUCUAGUCCACUUGUAUUUCAAUUUAAUGUGUUCAGAGUCUCUUAAUUGUUUGGCAGUAUGUAUGAUGCCAACUUGCUUUAAAUUUAACGGUUUUGGUGAUGGCGGUGGUGGUUCCCAA
Molecule: messenger RNA, 1811 nt
Organism: Nymphaea colorata (pocket water lily)
Lineage: Eukaryota; Viridiplantae; Streptophyta; Magnoliopsida; Nymphaeales; Nymphaeaceae
Product: scopoletin glucosyltransferase-like
Exons: 1
Coding region: 122-1591 (489 amino acids)
Molecular function (GO): UDP-glycosyltransferase activity
Source: RefSeq, a predicted model, not a curated record